This is a messenger RNA of Cuculus canorus (common cuckoo), 1110 nucleotides long. It is a transcript of the gene STRA8, whose product is annotated as stimulated by retinoic acid 8. Lineage: Eukaryota; Metazoa; Chordata; Aves; Cuculiformes; Cuculidae. Gene Ontology annotation, molecular function: protein dimerization activity. Gene Ontology annotation, biological process: cellular response to retinoic acid; meiotic cell cycle. The record is from RefSeq and is a predicted model, not a curated record. The coding region runs from base 1 to 1053 and encodes 350 amino acids. The transcript has 8 exons.
AUGGAGGCAGCUGGAGGCUGCAGCAAGCCAUGUGCCAGAGUGAGUCCCAGUCCCUUGGCAGACCUGCGAGAGGUAGAAUGUUGCGUGACAAAGCGGCAGUUGUCACGGACACGCCACAGGGCUACGCUGGCAAGACUCUUCAGUGGCUUACAGGAAGUUGUUUUAUCCCAGUUAGGCAAGUCGGCCUCAAAGUAUCAGGUUUUGCGUAAGGCUAAGAAAUCUAUCCAGAAGCUGGAGCAAACCUUGGGUUCUUUGCUGAAGAUGAAAGAAUCCUUCAGUCUGGAGGAUGGGAACCUGUCCAGCUUGGAGGAAGUCAGGGAGGAGUAUGUCAAGAGGUAUUUCAGAAAUCACAGCACUGCAUCAGCCUCGGGAGCUGUGAGUGAGACUGACUCUGCCCUCUGGUAUUCGAUUCAGGAAUGUGAAAAACAAACAAUGGAAAAGGAUGAGAAACCAGUAUUGAUCCUGUCCCCAGACACUUCAUGCCCGGAUCUGGUGGAAUUUGAACGAUACCUGUAUUUUUAUAAGCACGCAGCGGACCUGCUGAUAGAGCAUGGAAUUGUUUGCACUGAGGAGGUGCCUCUUCCUGAGGUCUCCACAGCUAUUUUCCGCUUCUGGCAAGAGCAAUCUGAAGAAAGGAGAGACAGCAUCUUGCAGUACUGUAGCCAGAGAGCUUUCCUCAUGGAUCCCAAGGCUGCUAGCCAAGAGCCUGCAUGCACUGAAGGUAGUGUGAGGGACAGCAGAGGUGACAAUGAGGAAGCCAGUGGUUCCUCAGUCUCCAUACAAGAGGAAAUGAUGUUUGAAGAUGCAUUUGAUAUUACUGCUGGUUUCCUUGACCGAAGAGAGACUCAGGGAGUUUCUGGCCAGAGUUCAGCAUUUGCAAGCUGCACUUCUGACAAUCCAGAGGAGAACCACAGGCACCACCUGCAGAUCACCAACUUCCUAAAGAGCCUCUUCUUUGCUAAUAUGCUGUUUUGCCAGGAAGAAGAUCUUCAGUUUGAUUAUGAGACUGAGAUGCUGAGGUGCACUGAGACCUUCGAUGAUGAAGAUUUCUAAACAGUAUUGCUGUUUGCUGAUGUUUUGCCAAGCAUUGCUGGUUACAGCUGAAGAGAC